GGUCUGGGAGCACUGAUUAGGGAUGCGAUCAAAGUACUUUGAAAAUGUUUGCUGUCGGUAGUGUAAACAGCUCAGCCCGACUAAGAUUAAAAUGUUGUAUUUGUGGACCAUCCUGCAUCUUUUCGUACAGGAAAAAGCAUUUAGUACGUGUUCUGAAUUUUGCUGCGCGCAUAAUUCGAAAUUUAACUUUGAUGAGAUCAGGGUAAUACUUUUCUCCAGUUCACCCAUUUUUUGCUGCAAGCUGUGAAACAGACAUGUCAGUCAAAUACACACAGAGAAAACAACACAUGUUGCAGAAUUAGCAGAAAUCCCUAAAGAAGUUGUGGGACUUCCAGUUGUGCAUCACCAUGGAUAUGUGUGUGAUUUACCAAAAGGUCACAGAUUUCCUAUGCCAAAGUUUCAUAAAGUUUUUGAAAUACUCUUGAAUGAUGGUAUAAUUUCUUUGAAGAAGCAGGUAAUAAAUCCGAAGCAAGUAUCAAGCAAUAUAGCAUGUUGUGUUCACACAGCAGAUUAUGUGGACAAAUUCUUUAAUGGAAGAACUACUGAAGAAGAACAAAGAGUCACUGGUUUCACUUGGAGUCCAGGGCUGGCAAGCCGAGUGAAAUAUGAAACCGGUGGCACACUUCUGGCUGCAGCUCUAGCUCUUGAGCGUGGUCUUGCUUGUAGCACAGCGGGAGGUACUCAUCAUGCUUUUCCUGACAGAGGCACUGGCUUCUGCCUGAUAAAUGAUUUGGCUGUCACUGCAAAAUGGUUUCUGGAUCAGCAGAGGAUAGCCAGAGUGCUAAUAGUAGACCUCGAUGUACAUCAGGGAGACGGCACAGCUUUUAUCUUUAGGAAUACAAAGGAUGUGUUUACAUUUUCAAUGCACUGCAAGAAGAAUUUUCCAUUUCGGAAGCAGAAGAGCGAUCUAGACAUCGAACUUGAUACAGGCACCAGUGAUGCUGAAUUUAUGAUGCAGCUUUGUGAAAGCCUUCCUUACCUGCUGAGUACAUUUAAACCAGACCUGGUUCUGUAUGAUGCAGGAGUAGAUCCCCACAAGGAUGAUGAAUUGGGAAAGCUGCAGCUCACAGACAAAGGAUUAUAUGAAAGAGACUUCUACGUAAUGGAUACAGUUAUAAAAAAGGGAAUACCAUGUGCCACUGUUAUUGGAGGCGGUUACUCAAGAAAUAUUGAUGUCCUUGCCAGAAGGCAUUCAAUUAUCCAUAGGGCUGCAACGUCUGUGUGGUUGUCAAAUUUGUUAUAGAUAUUUUGUAUUAUGUUCUAUUUUGUGUAUGAAUAAAGAGUUUUAAUUUUUGUAACAA
Molecule: messenger RNA, 1301 nt
Organism: Schistocerca serialis cubense
Lineage: Eukaryota; Metazoa; Arthropoda; Insecta; Orthoptera; Acrididae
Exons: 8
Coding region: 389-1243 (284 amino acids)
Molecular function (GO): histone deacetylase activity
Source: RefSeq, a predicted model, not a curated record